Molecule: messenger RNA, 459 nt
Organism: Diachasma alloeum
Lineage: Eukaryota; Metazoa; Arthropoda; Insecta; Hymenoptera; Braconidae
Exons: 2
Coding region: 1-459 (152 amino acids)
Source: RefSeq, a predicted model, not a curated record
AUGAUAUUACUAUUUAUUGUCCUGGGAUUCGUGGAAAUUAAUUCUGUCAAUGGUUUGAUAUGUUAUCACUGCACAGGCGUAUCUCCAUAUGACUCCUGCGUCUUAGACAACGGAGUGGCCGUCGGAUGUGACAAGAGAUGGUGCACAAUUAUACGUCGAGAAUUUCACGAUCCACCUGGUACCCUAGUAUACUUCCUGCGUACCUGUCAAAAUACCCCGCAGUAUAUAAAUGCGGAAGUCAAUGACUCCAACUACAGAACCUUCUACCAUGCCUGCGCAUCGGAUCUGUGUAAUUCAGGUGAAGGGAGACUCACGCCUAAUUCAAUAGCCCCAAUAAAGGAGGAACAGGGCAGAGUCUUGGUAGUUCCAGGAAUUACAUCCAAUGCGUCAUCGGUUUUUCCAUGUUAUUCUAUUCUAUUCUGUGCUCUUGGUUCAUUGCUGUUACUUUUAAUGUCAUAA